AUGCGCUCACAGGAGCGGGGACGAUCGCCGGGUCGCUCGUCUAGGAGAGAGGCGGAUCGGGCGAAUGGAGAAGCAAGUGGUGACGGACGGCGCACUGGAGGCGAGCCCGAUCUGCAGACGGGAUCGGUGCCACGGCCUCAGCCGUUAAGCAACGAUCCCUGGGAUCUGCCAAGAGGCCAGCGGGGCGCGGGAGCAGGGCAUCACAAGGAUGCCGACGAUCUAGAGUCGAUGGGGUCGGCAACUGAGGCUGACGGCGAGGAGACAACAGAAGAUGUCCCGGGUGCGGGGGACGGAGGGAGAGAAGAAGAUGAAUAUACGCGAAGCGAUGGCGGAGAGGAACGCGAAGAGCGCGGAGGUGAAGCGACUCGCUUGGCAGACGAGGUGUGCAGGAGUGGCGAGAGGCGCCAGAGAAGAUGCGCGAUGGAGGUGCGAGACGCGGCGGAAGCGCUGCGGCAGAUCGCGCGCCAGAGGAGAUUCAACGGAGGUGCGAGGCGCGGCGGAAGCGCUGCGGCAGAUCGCGCGCCAGAGGAGAUGCGCGACGGAGGUGCGAGGCGCGGCGGAAGCGCUGCGGCAGAUCCCGUGCCAGAGGAGAUGCGCGACGGAGGUGCGAGGCGCGGCGGAAGCGCUGCGGUAGAUCCCGCGCCAGAGGAGAUGCGCGACGGAGGUGCGAGGCGCGGCGGAAGCGCUGCGGCAGAUCGUGCGCCAGAGGAGAUGCGUGACGGAGAUAUGAGGCUGCGCAGUGGGGGCAGGGACGGAGGAGGGGAGCGUGUGAGUAAGGUGGGGGCAUGGGCAUGUAUACCAGCAGCAGCAGAUACUGAAGGCAAGGAGGAGAAGAUGGGGGAAGGGGUACAUGUACCAGCAACGGCAGAUACAGAAGGAAAGGAGAAGGUGGGGGCAGGGGUACAUGUACCAGCAGCGGCUGAUAAGGACGGAAAGGAGAAGGUGGGGGCAGGGUUAUACGUACCUGCAGCGGCGAAAGCAGAAGGGAAGAACGAGAAGGUGGGGGUACCGGCGUGCACACCAGCAAUAUCGGUGGCGGAAGGGAAGGAAGAGAAGAUGGGGAUAAUGUCAUGCAAACCAGAAGUGGCAGAAGCAGUGGGGAAGAACAAAGAGUUGGGGGGCACGGGCGGGUGCACCACCAGCAGCAGAAGCUGA
Closterium sp. Naga37s-1 is the source of this 1155-nucleotide messenger RNA. The record is from the annotation of a GenBank genome assembly. Lineage: Eukaryota; Viridiplantae; Streptophyta; Zygnematophyceae; Desmidiales; Closteriaceae.